This is a messenger RNA of Loxodonta africana (African savanna elephant), 2785 nucleotides long. It is a transcript of the gene DMRTB1, whose product is annotated as DMRT like family B with proline rich C-terminal 1. The record is from RefSeq and is a predicted model, not a curated record. Gene Ontology annotation, cellular component: nucleus. Gene Ontology annotation, molecular function: RNA polymerase II cis-regulatory region sequence-specific DNA binding; DNA-binding transcription factor activity, RNA polymerase II-specific. The transcript has 4 exons. The coding region runs from base 1 to 1026 and encodes 341 amino acids. Lineage: Eukaryota; Metazoa; Chordata; Mammalia; Proboscidea; Elephantidae. Gene Ontology annotation, biological process: sex differentiation; regulation of transcription by RNA polymerase II; germ cell development.
AUGAAGACAGACCCUACCAAGCUGGUCGAGAAGAUGAUUCGCACCCCCAAGUGCUCCCGGUGUCGGAACCAUGGCUAUCUGGUGCCAGUCAAGGGCCACUCGGGCAACUGCCGCUGGAAGCAGUGUGCCUGUGAGAAAUGCUACCUGAUCAGCGAGCGCCAGAAGAUAAUGGCUGCGCAGAAAGUGCUCAAGAGACAGGCGUCCGAGGAGGAGCAGGAGGCGACCCUGGGCGCUCAGGGGCCUAAGCCGGCCACUGGGGCCGCGGCCGCCAUCCCGGGCUCAAGCCUCCGUCGGCUGUCGCCCGCCGCUUCGGGGGACUCGGAGCCCAGACCCCACGGCCGUGCGAUCUCUGGCUUCCCCGAGAGGCCCCCGCGGGGCCCCAGUCCGGGCCCGAGCGCCUUCCACCCGGUUGUGAGCGGCCGCAGCCACAUGGGGCCGAGCGAAGGAGCGGCAGCUGCGAUGUCCAGUUCCAUGGGGCCCCAGCUGGAGGCAGAGGCCGCGGCCAGGGGAUGUCCCGGCCGCCUGGAGCUGCGCAGGCCUCUGCGGCCUGUGUCCAGCCCACCGUUCGCCGACCUCGGACUCCCUCUGAGCAUGAACUCAGAUUGUAUGGCGGGUUCUGAGUACCUGGAGAGAGAGCCUUCCAGGCUGUACCCCAGCUGCUCCGUGCAUUCCUACCGCCCGUUCCCGCUGGGCUACCAGGAUGUGCCCCCAGCUGCAGGGAUUCCUCUGCAGCAAGGCUUCCGGCACAUCUCUUGCAGCCUCCACCAUGGAGGAAGCUUGGUGUCGGAACCAGUGGGAGACUUCCAGCCAAGCUACUAUCCUCCCACCCCGUCACCACAGCCCCAGUUCCUCCCUCCAGGCUUCCUCUCUGCGCUCCACUUCCUCCCACCACCACCUCCGCCGCCACCACCAUCUUCUUUCUCACUGACUGUCCUGUCUGACACGGAAAAGGAAACCACCGAAGAACAGGAUGCAGAGACGCCACGUGAGUCCAGCCAGCCCUCUUCUCAGGAGCAGUCCAACUAAGCCCAGGGCCUCCGGGACCGACAAAGUGGGCUGUCAAGGGGGGACAGCAAUGAUUUUCUUGCUGGCGUUGAAUAAUGUGAGGGGAGAAAGGGUACUGAUAGGUGUAAGAUGGCAACUAAUUCCCAUUUCAAGGUAGGAGGAAGGAGGGUGAUUUCUCAGGUUACCCCAAUCCUGAGAUCUGGGGUUGUUUGUUACCAGGGGAGGGCCAGGGCUCUGAGGAGUCGGGGGGCUGGUGGAAGCUUGUGUUUAGGAAUGAAUUUAACCAUCCCUGCAUGUGCCGCCAUUUAUCAGACUAACCCCCAUAGGCGGUCUUUGAUUUCCACAGGCCCCGCUACAGGACAUGCAGCCUUCUGCGGCCUUUGCCUGGUCCCCAGCUGGGUGCAGUGUUGUGCUGGGGCCACCAGAUAGCAAGCUUCCAGCCCAUCUGGGCAGCCAGUCUGAGCAGCCAGGACCAGGGGCGCUGACAGCAGGUUCUGCAGCAUCCCUCCUUGCUUACCUGGCUCCGGCUGUCUGCUUGGCCACUGCCCCUUGUCCCUCCUCCACGGGGUUUACCAGUCAGCAUCCUGACCCCUGGAGUGGCUUCAUUCCCCUCCAUAAAGUUUGAGCAGUUUUAAGCAUCAUUUCUGGUUAAAAAAAAAAAAAAAAGAAUCUAUUAGUUUGACUAUUUGAUGUUUUUAUAGUGAUUACCAACUUAGAAAAAUAGGCUGUUCAUAAGCACUGAUGCAGUUCACAGGGAAUAGAAUGAUGUCCCAAAUUGCCUAUGAUGUCAGCCGUGCCUUUUCUCGGGACAGUUGACUGUUGAAAUAAAAUGAGCAACGCGACUCCUGUGGAAAGUUUAUUCUCUCUUUGAAUCCUUGUGGAAAGCAGCAUUGGGCAGGAACCUGGGUAGGGGAGUCAGGGGGCCUGGGUUUCUGUCUUUAUUAUUUUUUUUUAAGGUGAGUCCCCCCUUGUCUUAAUUAUCAAGUGAGAGGGUUGGGCCAGCCCGUAGGUUUCUUUACUUUUUUAAGCAGUGGAGACCUUUUAAGGAAAUUUGAUGCAGCUGCAAGAAACAAAGCUUUCUUGUAGCUUUUCUUCCCUAGCCCUUUUCAUGGUCCCUGCAGAGGGGCAUGGUUUAAACAGACACAGUUUGAUACCAUUCAGCUGUUUUAGGGUCCUAGGCUCUUGCCUUGGUUUCAGUUGCUCCUUCAUUUAAAAAACAUCCUGCAUCUCUGGUGGAUUCAGAGCCUGGCAAUCACUAGUUGUGCCCAUGAGAUGCCUGGAAUCUACUGGGAGAGACACAAAUAGAGAGCCCAAUGGAUCAGUGCUGGAGCAGUGGUAGAGGGGCUAUAGGGUGGUCAGGAAGGCCUCCUGGAGGAGUUGUCUCAACCGCAGCUUAAAGGGGAAGACUGAGUUAGGUGAGGAGAAGGAAGUUGGCACUCCCAGUAGUGGGGCAGGGGUGUCAGGACCUGGAGUGAAGGAUUCUAGGGUGCAGGGCAGCAUCCUGUCCUCUGUUCCGAGAAGGGCUGGCACCCAGGAGUUGGGUCCAGCAGGGGUAACAGCUGACCCGCUUUCUGUCUUGCCCAUGGGCAGGCAUGUCCGAGCAUCCUCCUGGGACAGGUAAGAGGAAUCAUUGAGAACUGAUACCCUAAGUGUUCUAACUGGACAUGCUAUCAGGAGGGAUCAGUCCCUUGAGAAGGACAUCAUGCUUGGUAAAGUAGAGGGUCAACAAAAAAGGAACACCCUCAAUGAAAUGGAUUGACACAGUGGCUGCAACAAUGGG